AGAAAUAGAGAGAUAGGGAGAGGGGUGUGUUGUGUGUGGGUGGUGGAUGAAUUGAUGAGAUUUUUGAUGAAGAAGAAUAUGAUGAACUGAGGUGUGUGAGGGACCUACCUUCAUGCUCUUCAUCAUCAUCAUCAUCAUCAUCAUCUGCUUCUUCAUCUUCAAUCAAUCCCAAUCUCCUCCCUUCACCAACCCAAAGAUCACCAUCUCCUUUUCUUUUGAAUAAAUUGUUUGUCUACUUUUUUUAAACAGAUCUUCAGAGGUUGGUUGGGUCACCUAAUUGUGCUUCAUACCCAACCACCCACACCCAGAUCUGUUGUUCUUUUUUUUUUUUUUCUUUUUUUUUUGCUUUUUUUUAUUUUUUUAUUUUUUUUUAAAUAUCUCCAAGGAUUUGUGUUUGUUCUAUACAAAUUCAAAGAUUUGGAGAUAUGGGUCUUUGUAUCUAGACUCAUCUUCAAACUUUUCUUGGAAUUUCCAUGUGUCAGAAUACUGCAUAUUAGAUCUGAAACCCCCACCAUCUUGAUUGCCUUCCUGGAUUCAUUCAGGAAAACUCACUCACUAAAUCCCACAGUUACACCCCUCUCUAUAUGUGUGACAGCUGGUUUUGGUGCUUCCACGGAUUUGCGACGUAAUCUGUAAAGAGAUACCUCUCCUUUCCCAUUAGAUUAAGCGUAUAGGAGGGAGGCCCACUGCUGGGUUUGGUGGGCUUCGCGAACCAAUAAAAACCCGAGUUUUGAAAGGUGUUGGAGAUCCUCUUUCAUCCUCUUUUUUAUAAGGCGAGAAGGAGAGAAUACAAGUGGGAUGCUACUUAUUUAGACCAUUCCUUUUCCACAAUUUGAUCCAUCUUUGGGUUGUUUCUAGUCCUUUAUAUUAAGCUAAGAAUCUGACCCAUCACAGAAUUCUCCUUUUCUGAUGCUUUUCUUCUUGAUCACCUGCUUCUCCUUCUUCCUCCUCUCCCACUCUUUUUCUAUUAGACCACUUCCUUCAUGGGUGAGUGAGAUCAGACUGUCAUCAUCCCUUUGGUUCUGGAAAGAGUUAUCCUUCUUUACCAUUUACAGGUCCAUUAAGAAUAGCCUUUUUGGUGGCUUCUGGGGAAUUCCUUCAAAAAUGUCCUCCACGGAAAAGACCCCCCUCCACAAAGUAGAGAAUGUUGAGGUGGGAUUGGAGAUGGGGUUACUGGACUUGCCUGAAUUGGUAUUGGAAUGCAUUCUUGAGAGGCUUCCACCUGAAGGGCUUUGCAGUUUGGGGGGUGUCUGCAGUUCUUUGAGGGACAGGUGCAUGAGCGACUACUUUUGGAAAAGGCACAUGAAGGAUAAAUGGGGUAGAAUUUUAGGCCGAGCCGCUUACCGAGAGUGGCAAUGGCAUAUGGCCUCUAGGAAGGAUUCAGAUACCCUUGAGCAAGGCAAGCCAAAUGGCUUGAUGAGGUUGCUAUCUCGCUUCGGGCCUCUUUCUUGGAUUAGAUCAAGAUUAAGCAAUAGUACCCCACAGAGGAACUCAGUUCCAGUGGAUUCCAUCAUGUCUUGGUAUCUUGCUCUUGAGACUGGCAGGUUUUGGUUCCCUGCACAGGUUUACAAUCGUGAGCAGAGUGGCCAUGUUGGGUUUAUGUUAUCAUGCUAUGAUGCAGAGCUUAGCUAUGAUUCCCACACUGAUACCUUCCAGGCCAGGUAUCCCCCACAUGGAAGGAAGACGGUUGCCAUAGAGAAUGGAGUGUCUUGGGACAGGCUAAGAGCACCCCCUGUCGAAACUCCUCCACAUGAUCUUCAUAUGUCUGACUGUUUGAAUGAAUUACACCCUGGUGAUCACAUUGAGAUUCAGUGGAGAAGAAACAAGGAAUUCCCUUAUGGUUGGUGGUAUGGUGUUGUAGGACACUUGGAAUCAUGUGAUGGGAAUGAAUCUUAUUGCCGCUGUCAUAAUAGUGAGACUGUGGUGCUGGAGUUUAAUCAAUAUACACCAGGUUCACGGUGGAGACGCACGUCCAUCAACAGAAAAGACCAUCGGGAAGAAGGAAAUGAAGCAGAUGGGUUCUAUGGAGGAAUCAGAAAACUCUGCAGAAAUGAUGAGAUUUCUGUGUGGAAACAGCUUUGGCCGGCCGAAGUCCUGGAAUAGGCUUAUGUAUCAAAGGGCUGUCAACUGCUCACCAUGGUUCAGACAUAGAAGCCUAAUUUUCUUCUGACUAGUGAGAAACUUCUGUUUUUCAGUUGUAAAAGCAGCUUUUAGGAGCAGAAAAUGGGCUUCUAUUUCAUUUGCAUGAAUGUGGAGGUCAUUUUCUUUUCUUUUUCUCCUAUUCUGUUUCAUAUUUUUUCAUGGAUUUUAGGAGAAUUCUUGGCUAUUUCAUUAGGCUCCGCUCCAUGCAAAUUGCCAGCCUCCUAACUGCAAAUCUGUUGUACCAUGUUUACCAUGAUAUAUAAUUUUUAGUUAGUUGCUGUUUGUAAUCUUC
Messenger RNA from Vitis riparia (riverbank grape), 2434 nucleotides. Its product is annotated as F-box protein At2g32560-like. Gene Ontology annotation, molecular function: protein binding. The record is from RefSeq and is a predicted model, not a curated record. NCBI's taxonomy places the organism in Eukaryota, Viridiplantae, Streptophyta, Magnoliopsida, Vitales, Vitaceae. The coding region runs from base 910 to 2103 and encodes 397 amino acids. The transcript has 5 exons.